Messenger RNA from Gossypium arboreum, 2192 nucleotides. RefSeq names its product trehalose-phosphate phosphatase A-like. The coding region runs from base 705 to 1835 and encodes 376 amino acids. The transcript is spliced from 14 exons. Lineage: Eukaryota; Viridiplantae; Streptophyta; Magnoliopsida; Malvales; Malvaceae. Gene Ontology annotation, molecular function: trehalose-phosphatase activity. Gene Ontology annotation, biological process: trehalose biosynthetic process. The record is from RefSeq and is a predicted model, not a curated record.
GGCCCAUCUUGUUACAGGUCUCAGCAAUGCCUUCAACUUACCGAAUUAUAUUAACCAAUAAAUCAUAGAAAUCGCUGGUGAAGUUUACAUAGAAAGGAGAGUAUAGAAAUUCCAAAUUGAAGGUGUUUUCUUAUGUUUCCUGAUUCAACAACCGGGAUUUUGAUUUGCAAUUCACAUUUUGUCUCUAUAAAUAGACAAAAGCUAUAAAAAGUUGUUUCCUUCACGUUCUCUGCGAUUUCUUCUCCUGUUCAGGUGAUUAUAAAUUUAUGAUAUUCUCCUUCUCCUUCUCUCUCGUCAACUCACGUUUUAUUUGCUUCUUUUUUGGCCGGCGAGAAAGGAAAUGGCGCAUUAAACGUUUUUGUUGAUUAGCUUUUCUCUCUUUUCAACUUCUCUAUUUCGCGGCGUGCGUUUGGCUUCAUUUCUUCGUUGCUGUGUGAUUUCCAGAUCUUGUUUACGCACACCGAUUAUAGCUGAGUAACCUAGAGAGAUGAACAGUAUUCAGGACUUGUGUGCUGGAUGGACUGCUUGCCGAACAACAGUGAUAAUAAAACAUUGAAGAGGUGGUUUUUUAUUAAUAGAAGUGUUGGCUGAAAAGGGUUGUUGAGAUUGAACAUUGAAAUUUGUUUCUUUGCACUUGAGUGGAUUGUUUGUUAAAGGAAUCUAAUAGCUUUUACAGUUUAAGUAGUGAUAGGAGGCUGGAUUCAAUGGACUUGAAAUCCAACCACACUGCUCUUGUUCUUGGUGAUCCUGCACCACUAAAUCGAGUAUCUUCCGGUCUGUUGCCAUACUCAGGAGCAACUUUCUCUCAGAAUCUAUUUCUAACUGUUCCUACGAUGAAAGCUGGAAUUCUUGAUAUUCGUGCCAGCAAUUGUCUGGAUUCUAUGGAAUCCUCAUCCCCUCCUGAUAAGAAAUCUAGGGAUUUCAAUAAUGACCUUGAAUCUACUGAUACAGAUGUUGCAUAUCGUGCAUGGCUGCUUAAAUAUCCCUCUGCACUUGCAUCUUUUGAUCAAAUUACAAAUCCUGCAAAAGGCAAGAGAAUAGCAUUGUUUCUGGACUAUGAUGGGACUCUUUCACCAAUUGUGGACAACCCGGAUUGUGCCUUUAUGUCUAAUGAUAUGCGAGCUGCAGUAAAAAAUGUGGCGGAAUUCUUUCCAACUGCAAUAAUUAGUGGCAGAAGCCGUGACAAGGUAUAUGAGUUUGUAGGGCUAACAGAGCUCAAUUAUGCUGGAAGUCAUGGAAUGGACAUCAUGGGUCCUGUUAGGCAAUCUUUUGAUGACCACUCUAACUGCAUUAGAUCUACAGAUAAUCAGGGCAAAGAAGUUAAUUUAUUCCAGCCUGCUAGUGAAUUCUUACCUAUGAUUGAUGAGGUUUUUAACUCACUUGUCAAUAACACCAAGGAUAUUCGAGGAGCAAAAGUUGAAAACAAUAAAUUUUGUGUCUCUGUCCAUUACCGAAACGUAGAUGAGAAGGAUUGGACAGUAGUUGCACAACGAGUCCAUGAUGUCAUCAGAAACUACCCUCGUCUACGGUUGACUCAUGGGCGGAAGGUUUUAGAGGUUCGGCCUGUGAUCAACUGGGAUAAGGGGAAAGCUGUUACGUUUCUUCUUGAAUCACUUGGGCUUAGCAAUUGUGAGGAUGUGCUUCCCAUUUAUGUUGGAGAUGACCAGACAGAUGAAGAUGCGUUUAAGGUUCUUAGAGAGGGAAAUUGUGGAUAUGGCAUUUUAGUUUCAUCCGUGCCCAAGGAGAGUAAUGCAUUUUUUUCCCUCAAGGAUCCACAAGAGGUUAUGGAGUUCCUCAAAUCACUGGUGGUAUGGAAGAAGACAAGUACCCUCUGAAACAAAUAAUAUAGAGAAGAAGAAAAUUUGUGUGAUACAAACAUAGAAUAAGAUAGCCUAAGCUAUUUAUGUUUUUCUUAGUUAACACCCGAAUGGGAAUUGCACAGAGGAACUCCAUUAGUCUCCAAGACUGGUGCCUAAACUGUUUCUUUUCAAUGCUGGCAUGUCUUUAAGUGUAUAUUCCUGCCUUAACAUAUCUUUCUGAUUGUUUCCCCUUCAGUUUUGGUCAGUCCUCCUAUGGAAAACUCUAAAUAUUUGUUUUUUCAUUCUUUUCUUCUUUGAGAAAUGUUUGUAUGUAUAAUAAACCCCGCUUGGCUUCUUCUCUAUUAUAAUUUUACCAUUUCUUUUUUGGGGUAA